AUGCCCGCGCCAGCAACACCGGGCCGACUGCUGGUGACACUGGUGAUCCUGACGCUGACCCCCGGGGCCUUCAUCGCCGACUACAACCACACGCACCUGUUCAACCCACGCUGGCCACCACACGCGCGCUUCCACAACGCGCAGACGAUGAGCAUGAGCAUCGCGCUCACGCUGCCGACGCUGUGGUACGCAUGGCGCGGUCCGCGCUCCAGCACGCGACAGAGUACUGGUGCACCGGCAGCGGCGGCAGCAGCAGCAGCACAGGCAGACGACCUCGCCGACUCGAUCGUCACGGCCACCAUCUUCGCGACCAUCUAUCCACUCACGACGCUGACGGCCUGGUUUUUCCCGACCGUCUUGGCUGUGGAUCCCGAGUUUGGGACCGGGUUCCCGCAGUUUAAGAUCAUGACGACGGGGAUCGCGGUCGCGUGGGCGGGCUGUGCGUUGGAGUUGGCGAGGGUGAGGGGCGUGAAGGCGAAGGCGAGUGGGAAAGGUGCUUGA
This is a messenger RNA of Exophiala bonariae, 501 nucleotides long. RefSeq lists its product as uncharacterized. Lineage: Eukaryota; Fungi; Ascomycota; Eurotiomycetes; Chaetothyriales; Herpotrichiellaceae. The record is from RefSeq and is a predicted model, not a curated record. The transcript has a single exon. Bases 1 to 501 code for a protein of 166 amino acids.